AUGCAGUGGCCAUGGCGUGGCGACAGCGACUCGAAGGGCGAUGCCUUGCUUCCCAUGGCCAAUAUCCCCAGCAUCAAUGGCGCUGCUCACGAUGAUGGCCUGGACACGGAGCGCUCGAGGUCAAGUCGUCCCCAUCUCGUACGCACCACGUCGGCGCAGUCUAGGGGCGUUGCCGAGGAAUUCUCCUUCCUAUCCCCAGACGAAACAGCUUCCCGGCUCCAGACCUCACUCACCCAUGGCAUCACCCCGGCAGAAGCACUGACCCGACUACGAGACUGCGGGCCCAACGAGAUCCCCCACGAACCCCCCGAACCCCUGUGGCUCCGAUUCGCCAAGCAGUUCCAAGAGCCGCUGAUCGUCUUGCUCCUCGUCUCUGCUGCCGCCUCCAUCUUCCUCGGCAAUACCGACGAUGCUGUUAGCAUCACAGUAGCCGUCACCAUUGUGGUCGCCGUCGGCUUCGCCCAGGAAUACCGUUCGGAAAAAUCCAUCGAGGCUUUGAGCCACCUAGUUCCGAACCAUGCCCACCUCAUCAGAGCGAAUACGACCAAGUCGGCCCCGCCGGCUCGGAUGUCGUCGAGCUGGCCCACCGGCGUGAAUGGCCAAGUGGACGAAACCGAGAGGGACCUCGCGAAUGCGAUAGAGGCAGCCAUGGACACGGCGUCCUCCAAGGUGAUGGCCUCGCAGCUCGUCCCCGGCGACCUGGUGCUCUUCGCCACGGGCGAUCGGAUCCCCGCCGAUAUUCGCGUUACCAAGGCGGCCGACCUGACCAUAGAUGGGUCAAAUCUGACGGGAGAGACCGAGCCGGUUAGAGUCACUGCCGAAGCUCGUUCACGGCCUGCCUUGCCUGCCUAUCUGGGAGGAGGAGGAGGAGCAGGGAACAAGCUCGAACCCCCAAGCCCUGUUGGGUCCACGCCGUCGUCAUCAGGUCGAGAUGCCGCCGACGAGGGCGAGAGCAACAUCGCAUACAUGGGGACUCUUGUCAAGUCCGGCUAUGGCCAGGGUGUCGUGUUCGCGACGGGGGGCAACACCCACUUUGGCACCAUUGCCACCAGCGUGUCCGGCACCGAGAGUCCUCGGUCCCCCUUGCAGCUUUCGAUGGACGAGCUCGGCUCCCAGCUGAGCAAGGUGUCGUUCGUCAUCAUCGGUCUCAUUUCGCUGGUCGGCUGGCUACAGGGCAAAAAGCUGCUCGAGAUCUUCACCAUAUCCAUUUCUCUAGCUGUGGCGGCCAUUCCUGAGGGUCUACCUAUCAUCGUUACCGUCACCUUGGCGCUGGGCGUCCAUCGGAUGGCCAAACACCAUGCCAUCGUGCGCAGGAUGCCCAAGGUGGAGACGCUGGGGUCGGUAAACGUGGUCUGCACAGACAAGACAGGAACCCUGACGACGAACCAUAUGACGACCGCCAAAAUGUGGUCCUUUGGUUCGAAGGGAGCUAUUGACGUGGAUUCCGACGACGAAGCCAUCGAGACCAAGCCCGGUGCCGCCACCUUACGUAUACUGCGCAUCGGCAACAUUGCAAAUAACGCCCGCCUGGCGCAGCAAUAUUCCGAGAACGGCGUUGCGGCCAGGGCGGUUCUCUCCUCCACCCUAGGCGGUAACCAGACGUCGACGCACACCCGGUGGACCGGCCAACCAACCGACGUGGCCAUGCUCGAUCUUCUCGACAGGUUUAGGGAAUACGACGUGCGGGAUUCGAUGGGCCCUCGCAUUAGCGAGACCCCCUUCAGCUCGGAGCGGAAGUGGAUGGGGGUCACCAUUGGCGGAGAGAAGGAGUAUGCGUACAUAAAGGGGGCCGUCGACAAAGUGCUCAGCGCCUGCGACACGUACCUGACCAAGGAGGGAAGGGAAAACGUCCUCGACUCGGCUCGGCGCCAGGAAGCCUUGCAGGCCGCGGAAGACAUGGCGGCCAAGGGCCUGCGGGUGCUUGCUUUUGCCAGCGGGCCGAUACGGUCAACGUCGACCAGUUCUCGGGGCCCUGGGGGAUGUGGCGCCGACGAGCUGUACUCCGGACUGACCUUCGCGGGUCUGGUCGGGAUGAGCGACCCGCCCCGGCCCGGCGUGGGCCGAUCCAUCAGGAGGCUGCUGCGCGGUGGCGUCAAGGUGGUCAUGAUCACGGGCGACGCGGAGAUGACGGCGGUGGCCAUUGGCAGGCAGCUGGGCAUGCCGAUCCCGAGACCCGGCGACUACGGCCCAGGCCAUUCCAGCUUCCGACCGGUGUUGCGGGGCGACGAGCUGGACAAGAUGACGGACGAGGAGCUCGCGCGGGCGAUCCACCACACGACCAUCUUCGCUCGGACGAACCCGGACCACAAGCUCAAGAUCAUCCGGGCGUUCCAGUCGAGGGGCGACAUCGUGGCCAUGACGGGCGACGGGGUCAAUGACGCGCCGGCGCUGAAAAGGGCCGACAUCGGCAUCGCCAUGGGUCGACACGGCACCGACGUGGCUAGGGAGGCGGCGGACAUGAUUCUGACGGACGACGACUUUUCCACGAUUCUUCGUGCGAUAGAGGAGGGCAAGGGCAUAUUCAACAACAUCCAGAACUUUUUGACAUUCCAACUGAGCACCAGCGCCGCCAGUCUUUCGCUGGUAUUCGUCUGCACUCUCCUCGGUUACAAGACGCCCCUGAAUGCGAUGCAGAUUCUCUGGAUCAACAUCAUCAUGGACGGUCCUCCAGCACAGUCCCUCGGCGUAGAAGCGGUGGACCCAGACGUCAUGAACCGGCCCCCGCGCAAGCGCAACGACGCGGUCCUGACCCGCGCCGUGCUCACGCGCGUGCUCACCUCGGCCGUGAUCAUCAUGGUGGGCACGCUGCACAUCUACCGUCGCGAGAUGUUCGAAGACGGGGUGGUCACGCGGCGCGACACGACCAUGACGUUUACGUGCUUCGUCCUCUUCGACAUGUUCAACGCGCUCGCGUGCCGGUCGGAAUCCAAGUCGAUCCUGCGCGGCCAGGUCGGGCUCUUCUCCAACACGCUGUUCAACUGGGCGGUGGCGCUCAGCCUGGCGGGCCAGCUGCUGGUCAUCUACUUCCCCUGGCUGCAGGAGGUGUUCCAGACGGAGGCGAUUGGAGCGGCCGCCGACGUGCGAGCCGCCCUCUCGACCCUGCACGCCCGCGAAUCCACCGUAACAAAACGUCUCAACGCCCUCCUGGGCUCGCAAGCCGACCUGGCGCGGGACCUAGGCCGCCUCGAUCUCCUCCGCGCGUCGCUAGGCACGCAGGUGAUCGCGGCGCGGUCCAUCGGGAACACCAUGCUCGCGGGCCCCGCCGACACGGCCGGCACGCUGAGUGGGCGCGUGCGGCAGCUCGACCUCGAGAAGAGCCGAGUGGACGCGACGGCGCGGGUGGUGCAGCAGGUGGCGGAGCUGCGGGCGUGCGUGCUGGGCGUGGUGGGCAGCAUGGGGGCGCCGCAGGACUGGGAGGCGGCGGCGGGGUACCUGGCGCGGGCGGCGGAGGUGCCGGAGGCGAUCACGCGGGGCAAGUUCGCGGCCGAGAUCGUGCCGACGGUCGAGGUGCCCGACCCGCCGUGGGUGACGCUCGAGAACGCGCGCGAGAGCCUCUGCGGGUUGUUCCUGCGCGAGUUCGACGGGGCGGCGAAGGAGGGCGAUGGGGUCAAGGUCACGCGCUUCUUCAAGCUGUUCCCGCUCAUUGGGAGGGGGGAUGUCGGGCUUGACGUCUAUGGUCGGUACGUUUGCCAGGGCGUUGCUGGCACGGCGAGGGCUGUUCUCAAGGAAGGUCAAGGGUCCGGUGGCGACGGUGAGGGCGACGGCGGCGGCAGCGGCGGCGGUGGUGUGCAGGCGCAGGCGCAGGCGAGGUCGAGGCGGGAUGGGUUUUUCUACGCCAACGCGCUGACGAGGCUGUUCGACCACAUUGCCCGGAUCGUGGAGGGGCAUGGCAGCCUGGUGGAGAGGCAUUACGGGGCGGGCAAGAUGGUCAAGGUCAUUGAGCGGCUCCAACAAGAGGCUGAUGUGCAGGGUGGCAUCAUCUUGGAUGCGUGGGUGGACGAGCGCGAUAUCGACCGGCGCAUUAAGGACGUCAAGAGUUAUCCGUUCUCGUUUCUGGUGCAGAGCUUUCUCCCGCAGUCGCAGCCGCAGUCGCAGACGCAGACGCAGCAGCGAGGAGGGACGCCCCGGGUGAACUCGCCGGCUAUGGGGGGUGGUUCUUCCACCAACGCGCGCAAUAGUGAGGAUGAAGGGGUCAACAUGAAGGAGGUGGAUGGGGUUCUCAGCGAGAUUGCUGUGAUGCUGGGACGGUGGGCGCUCUACGUCCGUUUUCUUGCAGGAAAGGCCAGAAAUGCCGACGUACCAGAGGACACACCCUUGGUAUUACCGGACAUUGUCGUCAAGUCCAACCUGAACCGCAAAGUCUCGGACAAACUCAUCACACCGUACAACACAAUGAUGACCUUCUUCUUCAGGAGAUCGGUGGAGAAGGCCUUCCAACUCGACGAGCAGCCCACGGGUUUGUCUCUUAACAUGAGCAAACACGUCGACGCCAACACGCCCUUCAUCAUCUCGGCCGUCGACGACGUUAUGUAUGUCGUCAACGCCGUGCUGGACAAGUCCCUAUCCACGGCCCAGAGGGACGUCAUGGGCUCGGUCGUCCCGAUCAUCGGCCGGGUGCUGGAAUCAGACUUUGUCGGCAUGGUGCAGCGCAAGAUGCGGGACGAGUCGUACCCGAAACCUCUCGUUCAGGGGGGUUUCCCGCCGGAAGACAAGAUCAUUCAGUUCAUCGUGCUCAUCAACAGCCUCGACACGGCCAACGAGUAUCUCGCCCGCAUCAUCUCGAGCCGGAGAGGCACAAGUACAGGCACAGGGGCACCCCUCCGAGAGUCGUUCCCGUUCGACAAAGACGUAACCUUCGUUUCCGCAGCGCUCGAAGCCCUCCUGGCCGCCUUCACGGCCAAGACGACGGAGCUGAUGAACGAAGGGCUCCAAGUGCUCUUCAGCCACGUGGUCAAGCUGCGGCUGCGGCCGGUGCUGACGGACGCGUUCCGGGACGUCGACUACUCCCUCACGGAAGACGAGCUGGCGGAGGUGGCGGCGCAGAACGACGAGAGCCAGGAGGAGGUCGAGGUCCUGGAGCAGCAGGUGGGGCGGCGGUUCGAGCACGGGUGGGACCAGCUGAUGAGGCCGAUCGCGCGGCUCAUGACGGCGCAUACCUUCUCGGUGCUCCACGACCUGACGGCGCGGUACCUGGCGCGGGUGCUCGAGCAGCGGGCGUGGAAGUCGCGGGUCAGCGCGUUCGGGGCGAUCCGCAUGGAGAGGGACUUUUCCGGGAUCGUGGGCACGGUGGGGAGGGGGAACUACGGGGUGCGGGAGCUGUUCGCGCGGGUGGCGCAGGUGCUGAUGAUUGCGAACAUGGAGGAUGACGAGUGGGAGGUCCUGGCGGCCGGGCAUGAGGAUGCCGGGGAGGGUGGGGAGGAUGGUAUGAUUUGGGUGCUUACCGAGGAGGAGAGGAGACGGGCUCGGAAUCUGGUCCGGGGAUGA
Sodiomyces alkalinus F11 is the source of this 5484-nucleotide messenger RNA. Its product is annotated as calcium-transporting P. Gene Ontology annotation, cellular component: membrane. Bases 1 to 5484 code for a protein of 1827 amino acids. The record is from RefSeq and is a predicted model, not a curated record. The transcript has 7 exons. Gene Ontology annotation, biological process: calcium ion transport. Gene Ontology annotation, molecular function: ATP hydrolysis activity; ATP binding; P-type calcium transporter activity. Lineage: Eukaryota; Fungi; Ascomycota; Sordariomycetes; Glomerellales; Plectosphaerellaceae.